AUGAAGUUCUUUAAGAAAAGAACUGAUGAGGAUGUGCCCGAAAAGGCAACAUCGUCCAACACGACUCCAGCUCACACUCCGCUGAAGAACAAUUCUCUUGCCGAUGUAUCUCCUCCCGUCCAGGGACGCGUCCCAGCAAUCUCCGUCAUUCUUGGAGCAGUUGCGAGUGUUGGAGGAUUCAUGUUUGGUUAUGAGUCUGGUCAAAUAUCGGGUUUCCUCGCGAUGCCCGACUUCAUUGAGCGUUUUGGAGACAAUGGCGAGUUCUCAGCUGUUCGCCAGGGAACGAUUGUUGGUCUCCUCGCUAUUGGCACAAUGAUCGGAUGUCUUUCCUCUGCUCCUCUAGCGGAUACCUUCGGUCGUCGUCUUACCAUCUCUGGCUCUGCGUUCUUCUACAUCAUCGGCGUCAUCAUCGAAAUCACCAGCAAGACGGUAUGGGCUCAGUUUGCGAUGGGUCGGUUCACAGCUGGUCUUGGUAUCGGUGCCUUGUCUACCGUAGUCCCGAUGUAUCAGUCGGAGUCCAUCCCCAAACGAAUUCGUGGAGCCACAGUCUCGUCCUACCAGCUGUUCAUUACGCUAGGAAUUUGGACUGCAUACAUGAUCAACUAUGGAACGAGGAAGGACUAUAGCAACAGCGCCCAAUGGCGAAUUCCCAACGGUCUUUCGGCGCUCUGGGCCAUUCUCUUGGGAUCGGCCAUCCUUUUGCUCCCAGAAUCUCCCCGUUUUGCCUACCGCAAGGGUCGAAUCGAAGAAGCACGUCGCAAUAUGGCUCGUCUGAACGGCGUUCCCGAAUCAUCUCCAUUGAUCGAUGCCGAGAUUAAGGAAAUACAAGACAAGCUUGAAGCCGAGAAUGCCGGAGGAGAGCAUCCCUGGUACGAGAUCUUCACCGGUCCCCGCAUGCUCUAUCGCACACUCCUAGGUAUGGUGUUACAGGCUGGCCAGCAAUUGACGGGCGCAAACUACUUCUUCUACUACGGAACCACCAUCUUUUCCGCGACCGGACUAGAGAACAGCUACGUCACUUCCAUCAUCCUCGGCACCGUGAAUGUCGCGGCUACCAUUGUUGGACUUUGGAUCGUCGAAAAUGUCGGUAGAAGAAAGGCAAUGAUGGCAGGUGCUGCCUGGAUGUUCAUGUGCUUGUUCAUCUACUCCUUCGUAGGACAGUACCAGCUCAACCACAGCAACCCUCAGGCAACACCGCAGGCCGGUAACAUCAUGAUCGUCUUCACCUGUCUCUUCAUCGCUGCCUUCGCUACGACUUGGGGACCUCUUGUAUGGGCCAUUGUUGGAGAGCUGUACCCCGCACGUUACCGUGCUACUUGCAUGGCACUUGCAACUGCAUCCAACUGGUUGUUCAACUUCCUGAUCUCUUUCUUCAGCACAAUGAUUACGGAUAACAUCGACUACUUCUACGGUCUUGUCUUUGGCGGCUGCUGUUUCGUCCUUUUCUUCGUCGUCUACUUCUUCAUGAUCGAGACAAAGGGCCGAUCCCUCGAGGAGAUUGACACGAUGUACAUCCUCCACGUCAACCCAAUCACCAGCGCCAAAUGGCAGGCGGACUCAUUGCAGCAAGAUGGUCUUGUCAACACAGAUCGUCUGCAUGUCGGCCCUGGCGGCAGGAGCUGGAGCAAGGCUGAGCAGGGAGGCGCUGAUGAGUCGCGAAACAUGGAACACAUGACAGUAUAA
Molecule: messenger RNA, 1683 nt
Organism: Aaosphaeria arxii CBS 175.79
Lineage: Eukaryota; Fungi; Ascomycota; Dothideomycetes; Pleosporales
Product: general substrate transporter
Exons: 3
Coding region: 1-1683 (560 amino acids)
Biological process (GO): carbohydrate transport; transmembrane transport
Cellular component (GO): plasma membrane
Molecular function (GO): carbohydrate:proton symporter activity
Source: RefSeq, a predicted model, not a curated record